Molecule: messenger RNA, 2898 nt
Organism: Kwoniella botswanensis
Lineage: Eukaryota; Fungi; Basidiomycota; Tremellomycetes; Tremellales; Cryptococcaceae
Exons: 12
Coding region: 1-2898 (965 amino acids)
Cellular component (GO): cytosol; ribonucleoprotein complex; nucleus
Molecular function (GO): poly(A) binding; mRNA 3'-UTR binding; poly(U) RNA binding
Source: RefSeq, a predicted model, not a curated record
AUGUCCUAUACACCUUCUGAUCAGAUCCCCCAACUAUCCUCACCCAAUACUCCAGCAACUACACUCGUUACAUCCCCUUCAACCCCUUCGACCAGGUUCAAAUCAAAUGUCAUCGAAGUUAAUCACCCAAAGCAAUUCGCUUCGCUCACUCCGACACCAGUGGUGGACGUCAAAGUGAACCAAAAUCCUUCUCAGGUCAAGUUGGAGUAUCAUGAACCUUUGUACCUUCCGCAGACACAAGACGCUCAAGAAGGUACACAUGUCAACUAUGCUCCUAAAUCGGAGACGAUGGCUAAACCUCUUAAGCCUAUACAACUAAAUCAAAGUACGGCACCACCUAUUUCAGCAGCCAAGCAGCCUAUCUUCGAUCCUGACUUUAUGAUCAAUCCUUUGGGUAAACCUCUCCUACCUCAUCCUCACCUGGUCAACCCCAUGAUCUACGUCAACAUGUACCCUCCUGACUUGUCCGAAGGCGCUAUCGCCAACUCUAUGCCUCGUUGUCUUCCUAUCAGAGUCAAGCUCGAACCUGCUGUGUCACCAGAGGUUAGACUGUAUCCGGAUAUGUAUUACGAUUGGAUGAGCAAAACCGGUACGAUCGAGUUUACUACCCUUCAGCUUGCGGAAAGGGCUUUGACGAUACUCGUCAACCACACCACCUUUACUCCCAGAGGAGUAUGGUUCUCACCCUACCCUUCCCCUUAUAUCCUCCCUUUGCCGAAUCCCCCUACCGCAGCUCGUUACAUCCGCCCUACAAGAUUGAUGGUUCCUCCAAGUUUCCCUUCAGAACCCCAACCUGAACAAGCUUUCCGCGCAUACUUUCCAACUCCUGCAGAAGUAUACGAUGCUGUCAGACCAUGGGGCAGUCUCAGGUCGGUCAACUCAUAUAUCACUGAAGCUUUUGAUGAGGUCGAGGUAGAGGAGAAUGGUCAAAGACACCAAUGGAUUGCUAGGGUGGAAUUCUGGAACGAGGAUGAAGCUAAGAUGUUUGAUGAAGGUUUUGGAAAGACAGCUAGUCUAUUGAAAGGCUGGCAGAUGUUGAUAAAAGCGUCUCACACCCUUCCUCAUGUACCCUCCGAUCCCAACGCAGCGAACAUCCAAUAUGUCACACCGCUCGGGGAUCAAGAGAGUCACGAUGUCCCCGCUCAACCCUCAAGGAUAAUGUACAUUCCGGACCAGUCGAUACCGCCCACCCCAGCUAGUACGACGAUGUCUCAUUUCCCGAAAAUAUGUUAUGACCAACUUCCUCCUACACCCUCACCAAUUAACUACGUUCCACCAUGGGCAGCCCAUAACAUGUUUGCUGCUGCUGGUAUUUUACCUGACGGUGCAAUUGUACCUGUGACUCCGGAAAUGAUGAGUAGGAGGUUGAGUAGAACAAGUAUGAGUAGCCUUGAUGGAAAGCCUAGAACUUGGAGUUUGACAGUUGGUGAGAGUCCUGAUGGUGAGCUCAAACCUACCGGGUUGGUAGCGGAUGAUGGAACUAUCAUCCAACAUGGUCCUGGACAACACAUUCGACCGGCUCCCUUUUUCGGUCCUGGUUCCAAUAGCGUGUCAGGUUUGGUAGAUUACAGUAAUGUCUUCAUCAAGAACCUGGAUCCCGAUAUCAAUUCGUACUACCUCGAAGAGGUAUUUAGCCAUGUUGGUCAAGUUGUGAGCGCACGCGUCAUGCGAGACGAUCUUGGGCGAUCAAGAGGAUAUGGAUUCGUCAGCUUCUAUUCGCCCGAACAAGCCGCCAAUGCUAUUGCGCAAUUACACAACCAGAAGCUUGGUCGCUCCACCAUCUCGGUCACUCUGCACGAACCUCGCAAACUUCGACCAGAGAAGAUCGCUGAGCGUGCAGCUCACGGUCUGCCGGUAGCUUUCGGUCGACAAUCCUCCUCGCUACCUAGACGAUCUAUGAGCCCAGUCAGGACUGAUAGGGUAGGAAGGGGAAGACAACCUUAUAUCGAGGAGCCCAAGGCUCCUGGUACCACCGAUGAGAUCCGCUCACUUUCUCCAACUUCCCGCAAAAUGGUUCUAGCAAAGAGAAUCGCCUCUCGAGUCAGAGAUCAUGCUCGAAACAAGUCAUUAUCGGUUGAUCUCGUCGAACCUACCAUCAAAGCGUUGGCGAAACAGGAUCUCGCUCUUAUCCCUCUACUUCACGAUAAACCUCAGAUUGAUCUCAGGAUUGCCGAAUGUUUCUCCUCGAUUCAAUCUGAAUUUUUGGAACAGCAACCUAAAAUGGAGGUUGAGCGACCUACCAACGAAGAUCUCAUCAGACUCCGAGACGAAGUUGGGAAGAUUGAUCCGUUGAACGUCAAUGAGAUCAUGCCGAUUAUGCUUGAAAUGAUCUCACCCUCCGAGUGGGAAAUGAUCUGGAAUCAAUCGAGAGUAGCUAAGAAGUAUGGUCUUGCUAAGCAGAUGUUGGAUAAGAAGAAGAAAGAGGAAGUUGAACAAGUACAAAAAACAGUGAAAGUGCAAGAAGAUAGAACAACUCAGCGAAGCGACGAUCUUGCUGCUGGUGAUGAAGAGGGGGACCAUCUUGUUCCCCUCGAUGGACUUACUAUCACUGAUUUCUGCACUCUGCCCGCCGAUCUGAUUAUGAAGAAUCUCAGAAGUGAGAAUGGACCGAAAAUCCUAACUUUGUUGGGGAUAGUGGAACCUACUCUUGCGGAUAAAGCUGGUAACGAAACAUGGGUCGAGAAAGUAAUGAGUAGGAGUAAAGUAGAAAGGGGCGUUGAAAUUGCUAGUGUGCUAGGAAAGAAAGUUGAUAUUGACACGCUCAAACGAAGUCAGAAACUCAAGGUGAUCAAAGGAUUAAUCAAUGCAGAGGACGACAGAGCUUUAUGCGAAUUACUUGUAUACCCUGCGUUGUUCAACGCAAAGGCCAGAUCCUUCAUCGAGUCUCAAGAGAAAUAA